Molecule: messenger RNA, 1825 nt
Organism: Aethina tumida (small hive beetle)
Lineage: Eukaryota; Metazoa; Arthropoda; Insecta; Coleoptera; Nitidulidae
Exons: 3
Coding region: 1-1593 (530 amino acids)
Source: RefSeq, a predicted model, not a curated record
AUGUCCCUUCGAGUGUCCCACUGUGUGGCGUGGCGCGUCGGUUCCCCGGAAGGAAGCGACGUGGAGGAGAGACAGCGUGACGGUGACAGGGGGCUCGUGUGGAAGGCACGCCAUUGGCGGGCGCCGGUGUCCACCGAGGCGCUGAUUGGCGGCACGUGGCCCCGUGCCGGUCACGCAUUGGCUCCGGGUAUGCCUCCAAGGGACCCAGAGGCCGCCUGUCUGACACGAAUUGAACAUGUGCGUCCAAAUGUUGUCGCAUCGUCAGGAUGUUUGCACAAGGGAACGGAUGGCAGGCAGAGCCAACUCCGCAAAACGAACGACCGAAACAAUUGCAUAACUGAAGGAUGUGGAAGUGAAACCCCCGUGAACGAUUCUAGGUGCAUGAGAAAGUACGGUACCGACUCAUAUAUAAGCCGUACGUCGGAUUUCGGUCAGCACAGAGCCUUCCGUUCAUCAGCAAUCAUGAAGGCCUUGAUUGUCGUAAGUGCUGUUUGCUUGUGCGCGGCUCUAGCUGCUGAGCCAGAAAAGAAGGCUGCGACGCAGGAGAGCAAGAAACAAGAUAAACGCGGCAUCAUCGGCCUCGGUUCGCACGGAGGUGGCGACUUCGGCGGCGGCUACGGAGGCGGACACGACUUGGGUGGCGGAGACUUCGGCGGUCAUGAUUUCGGUGGCGGUGCCUCUUUGGGUGGACACGACUUCGGUGGCGGUGACAUCGGCGGCGGUGGCGGCCACGGACACGAACACGUCAAAACCGUCGUUGUUGAAAAGAAGGUGCCAGUACCAGUUACUGUGACCAAACACGUACCCUACACUGUCGAAAAGAAAGUACCUUAUGAAGUCAAAGUACCCGUACCACAACCCUAUGAAGUCAUCAAGAAGGUGCCAGUACCAGUAAAGGAAUACAUCAAAGUACCAUACAUUGUACCACAACCAUAUGAAGUGAUCAAGAAGAUCCCUUACGAAGUCAAAGUUCCAGUACCGAGACCGUACGAAGUUAAAGUACAUGUACCACAACCUUACACCGUAGAAAAGAAGGUCCCAGUACCAGUCAAAGUACCAGUACCACAACCCUACACCGUCAUCAAGAAGGUACCAUACCCAGUCAAGGUAGAAGUACCAGUACCACAACCCUACACCGUCGAAAAGAAGGUACCAUACGAAGUCAAAAUCCCAAUUGAGAGGCCAGUACAUGUCCCAAUUCCAAAACCAUACCAUGUAACCGUAGAGAAACACAUCCCAGUCGAAGUGCCAAAACCAGUACCUUAUGAAGUCAAAGUACCAGUCGACAGACCAUACCCCGUAGAAGUACCAAAGCCCGUACCAUACGAAGUCAAAGUGCCCGUACCACAGCCCUAUACCGUCGAAAAGAAGGUGCCAGUCGAGGUAGAGAAACCCGUUCCCUACCCAGUCAAAGUACCAGUCGACAAACCAUACCCUGUCGUAAAGGAAGUCCCAUACCCUGUUGAGAAGCACAUACCAUUCCCAGUCAAAAUCCCAGUACCUGUUCCAGUGAAGGUAUCUCACCAUGAUGGCGGAUACGGCGGUGGUGACGGCGGAUAUGGUGGCUCUGAAUAUGGAGGAUACCACCACUAGUUGUUGUUAGAUCUUUAUUAAUUGUUAUGUAAUUGCCCUAUUUUUUAUCUUCUGCUUGUUACACGCUAAGUCAUUUUCGAAAACUAAAAAAAAAACAUUUCGUUACAUUGCUCAAUUAAAAUUAUAACAAUUCAUUCAUUUCCUCAUCGAGCGUGCAGUAUUAUUACUUUAGAAACUGUGUUAAUUAAUGUAUUUAUCUAUUUUUUUAUUAAAUAAAUCAUUUCUAUGUAAA